This is a messenger RNA of Dromiciops gliroides (monito del monte), 3741 nucleotides long. It is a transcript of the gene NUTM1, whose product is annotated as NUT midline carcinoma family member 1. Bases 1 to 3537 code for a protein of 1178 amino acids. The record is from RefSeq and is a predicted model, not a curated record. The transcript has 8 exons. Lineage: Eukaryota; Metazoa; Chordata; Mammalia; Microbiotheria; Microbiotheriidae.
AUGCUGGGAGUUGUAGUCCCUGACGCCUCUCCUGCUGCCCUCCUGAAGGGGGAGUCCUCGCAUCGGGAUUGUGACCCUCUGGGCUCUGGACCUGACCCUUGCCCCAUCCUGGAGGCUGCUAGGCAGCCCAGAUUAGUGCCCAAGCCAGAGGGUCCAGUCCCAGAUGGAGUUCUUCCAUUGUCUGGACCUGAAAUGACCCCGAAGCCGGGCCCUGUCCCACCCUGUACUUCACUUCCAUUACCCCCACCCCCUCCAGGACCAUCAGACAAGCCUCCCUGGGAGCCACCACCUCAAGCUCCCAUUUCUUCUACAUUCCCUCCUGGUAGCCCUCUGGUUCUGUCUGCUUUUCCUAGUACACUGCUGGUGACAGGGGAUGGGGGAGCAGGCCCUAGUGGGAGUGGGGCUGGUAAGGUCAUUGUCAAAGUCAAGACAGAGGGGGGCCCAGCUGAGGCCCCCCGAACUCAGACCUUUAUCCUUACUCAGACUGCCCUCAACUGGAUUGCCCCAGGUCCUCCCCGUGGGGGCCCUGAAGGCCCCACUCCCCGGUUCUUGGCAGCCACCAAUGUGAAGACCAUUCUUCUUGCUAAGGCUGUUGGGGUGGCCCAAGCUGGUGAAGGAGAGGGACCCCCUACCCAUCCUCCCCUAGCCCCACCACCCACUGCCCAACUAGCUCCUAUUGUACCCCCAGAAAAGGCUUGGAGGGGGCCAGAAGGAACUCCUGGGGAGGGAGGCCCACCCCCUCCUCGUCCCAAAGCCUCUCUGGGUGACCUUUCCUGCACCUCCAAGGGUGUUUAUGAAAACUUUCGUCGCUGGCAACGUUACAAGGUACUGGCCCGGAGACACCUACCCCGGAGCCCUGAUGCAGAAGCCCUUUCCUGCUUCCUCAUCCCAGUGCUUCGUUCCUUGGCCCGGUUAAAGCCAGCUAUGACCCUGGAGGAUGGACUACCACGGGCGGUGCAGGAGUGGGAGCGCAGUAGCAACUUUGACCGAAUGAUCUUCUACGAGAUGGCAGAAAAGUUCAUGGAGUUUGAGGCCGAGGAAGAAAUGCAGAUUCAGAAGGUGCAACUGAUGAGUGGGUCUCAGUGUUUGCCUCCUCCAGUCCCUCCUAAGCUGGAUCCCCCAGGACCCCCAGUCCCUGAGAUUUGUCAGCAGCAAGUUUACAUCCCAAAGAAGGCACCCUCUAAGAGUCGCCCCCCACGCCGUCGCCAACGCCGACCUCCUCGCCCUUCAGCCCCUGAAGCACCCAAGGAGAUCCCACCAGAAGCUGUGAAGCAGUAUGCUGACAUCAUGGCUGGACUGGUAGGAGUCCCCCACCCUGCCACUGGGGAGCCAGAGGGGAAACAAGAGGAAGAAGAAGAGGAAGAAGAGGAUGAAGAAGAGGAGGCCUAUCCUGAUCCAGGUCUGCUGAGUUACAUCGAGGAGCUAUGUGCUCAGGAUGUCUUUGUCUCCAAGGUGGAGGCUGUGAUUCACCCUAGGUUUUUGGCAGAGGUGCUGUCGCCAGAGCAACAGAGGGAUCCCUUGGCCCUAAGUGAGGAACUAGAACAGGAAGAGGGACUCACUCCCACUCAGCUAGUGCAGAAGCGGCUGUUGGCCUUGGAAGAGGAGGAGGAAGAGGAGCCCCCAAGCUGCAGUGGAGCCCAGUCAGACUCUAGUCCUUCUCCGUCUGAUGAGGAGGAAGACGGGGGUGGGCGGCUUCGACCCUCACCUGGGGCUCGUAUGGCCGGGGGCAUUGUCCGCCUGGGGAAGAUAACUUCUCCAGGAAAGCGGGCAAGGGGAGAGGGGCACAGUGGGCCAGACAGGGCAGCAGAGGGCCCAAGGGGACUAGGAAGGGAUGGUAAUACUUUGCCAUCCCCCAGUAGCUGGGACCUUCGGCUAGAGCUCUCCACCCCACGGGUAACUAGGAGCCUUUUAGGGGCGGAGGGCAGAGGGUCUGGGAAAGGCACUACCCUGGCAUCUUUAUAUCAGGAAGGCCACUCAGGGGGGCCCGGAGACCAAGGGGACCAUUUAGUGGCUGAGGGGAUCUUGGAAUCCUCUCCCCAAAGCUGGCAGAAAGGACUUCACUUGGAGGCUGGACCUCCCGAACCAGUCCUCUUCAGUACUUCUCCACAAGGUCAGGGAAUGGGACAACAGGUCACAAGUCACAGGAAGGGAUGCCAGGCGACAGGUCUUGGGAUGCUUCCUCAAGGGAAGGAGCCAUCUUCUGCUCCCCAGGAAGAGACUGUGGUGGGGACUUCUUGGAGAGAUGAUAGAGAAGCUCCCAUGAUCAAAGGCUUUGGCCACAGCCCCUCCUCCAGAGAAGCUGGGGAUAGGGAGAGGACCCCAUUCAGCCCAGCCCCUUGGGUGAGUAGCAAUGAGAACUCCACAAAUUUGGAAGUGGCCCCAGGAGAGACUGAAGGGAUCAGAGAAAUAUCUCAGUAUGUGGAAUGCAGAACAGAAUCCCAGGGAGGCUCCCAUGCCCCAGGGACCCAAAGCCACAUUUCUUCCAUGGGGCAUAGAGAAAGUAUUCCCCUUGAGGACACACAAAAAAGUAUGUCCUCCUCUGGAGACAAGGAUGACACAAGUCCCCUAGAAAACGCUAACUAUUGCAGCCUUUCAGGGCCUCUGAGGGCCAGCAGCCCUAUCUUGGGUACUGGAGGACGCAUCUCUGAAAAUGGAGGGGACCUUAGUGAUUUGUGUCCUGGAAGUAACCCCUCAAUAAUAGAGAGCAAAAACGAUGCCUCCAACCCAGGCUCUGCCAAAAACAGUCUCUCCCUUAGGUGUCAAGACCAUGACCUACUCUCGGGGCCUCUAGAAGGUUCUUCCUUUCCAGGGAUGGGGCAUGAUGUUAGCAUAACAGGCAGUAAAGGAAACUCAUGUUCCCCUCUGUUGGGAACCACUGAGAAUAGCCAUUUACUGGACCUUAGAGAGGACCACGACCGCCAAUUAGUUAUUGGAGUUAACAGAGAGGAUUUUAGCCUACCAAAGUUCAAAGGCACAGGUCCCUUACCAGGAACCGAGGACGACGCUAAUGCACAAGAGCCCAAACAACCAGCCUCCCCUCACCAGUGUCGUGGGGACACCCCCCCAACCCUGGAAACUUGUGACCCUUUGGCUCUUGGAGAUACCUCCUCUCUAGGAAAGGAAACAAUUGAAGCCAUAGAUAGGGUUGGCAAAGAGCAAGAGGAAGAAGAUGAGGAUGAUGAACUUUCUAACUUUGCUUUCCUCUUGGCCUCUAAACUUAGUCUGUCCCCACGGGGGCUGCCCUUCAGUCCUCUCCCUGUCUCUACAAUGGUUAGGGGACCUUGUCGAGCAUCCCGCUCACUGUCUCCAGAGGUUUUAGGCCUAAGUCGACUUCCAUCACCCAUACUCAAGCCUGGGAAACGCUUUCUGGGUUGGGGACCAUCUCCUGUAGACAAAAGGCCCCGCCCUGGGGGUGAAGUUGUUGUUUCUGGGGAACCGUCCUUGAAUUUGGGGGAAGCACGGAACUCACAGUCCCGAAAGAGACACCGUGAGGGUUAUGUCCCUGGGAGGAGGAAGAAGCGGAGGCGGAGUUUGUAGGGGGAUGCCAAAUCAUCUUACCCUCAACCAGUAAUUCCCCAGGGGUGGGUUCUCUGUGGAUUCCGCCCGUGGCACUCAGUCAGAGCUCUUUAAUCUUCUCUCAGCCAUUCCUUUCUGGUUGCUCUAUAAAUAUGGUGAGGUUUCGGGGGAGGUCAGCAACUGACCCGGAUGGAGAUGACCACCUCAGUGAGAAGUAAGAUGUGA